This is a messenger RNA of Bipolaris maydis ATCC 48331, 867 nucleotides long. The record is from RefSeq and is a predicted model, not a curated record. NCBI's taxonomy places the organism in Eukaryota, Fungi, Ascomycota, Dothideomycetes, Pleosporales, Pleosporaceae.
AUGAUGCAUGUGACGACUCUCGAUUUCAAUGAAUCCUCAAUUUAUACCUUCUCAGGAUUUGGUGGCGGCUCCUCUCCCUUGUUGACUCGUCUCACAUUUGCCACGGCGUCCAACAUGCAAAUUCUUCCCUUGCAAGCCAUCGCUACAAACACAACGUACCGUCACGAGUUCCUGAGACCAUCAUUGAAAUGCGAGCCCGCGACAGGACAGAGAUUGGAGGACGUGGAUGCCAUUCACAAUAUAACUCUGAAGCGCUUCACAGGAAGCGGAGGCGGCCAAGUUAUGUAUUUGGCUUACACGAGGCAGGAUACUCCUGGUAACAGUAGACCGAUGCUCAACACAGAAGGGUUUGUAGCCGAAUGUGUGAUGUCGGAUCGCCGUGGCGUCUCAUGCGAUAAAAGCAACGAUCCAGCAAUUUCGGCGCGAGUCGGCAAGGAAUCCAUUACAUGCAUACUAUACGACACCCAUUUUGACCUCGAUUUUCGAGCCGUAGGCAACGUACAAACCCUUGCCGGGUUGCGGUUCGAGUGGCUUCAAAAGAGCAAUGGGGAAAACGAAUCAUUCAAGGCAAUCUUGCAUGAACUAUCAACAAUGCUAAGUGGCACAAUAGGCGCUUCCGCAAGCGGGCCUGUGGUCCACCAGUAUGAUAGCGGUACCUCUACCCUCGUCACUUUCCAAACAAAAGUCAUGUCUACUGCUUUGAUCGGUCUAGUAUCUACUGCUUCCACUAUGCAAGUCGGAUCCCUUUUACAUGAUCUUCCCCAAGAAGAUCGCGACUUAGCCGCGAACAGAACGCUUGGGGAAAUGCUAGAAGAGCUAUCGAGAAACCAAACGCUCAGUCUUUUCAACAGCAACCGGCUAUGUUAA